This is a messenger RNA of Exophiala aquamarina CBS 119918, 741 nucleotides long. RefSeq lists its product as uncharacterized. The annotation marks the transcript as partial. Lineage: Eukaryota; Fungi; Ascomycota; Eurotiomycetes; Chaetothyriales; Herpotrichiellaceae. The transcript has a single exon. The record is from RefSeq and is a predicted model, not a curated record.
AUGCGGUUUGCUGCUUCAAGCUUGGAACAGAGGAAGAAACGUAUCAGAGGGAUCCUCGCCUCUUUCGACAGGGACGAAAUCCCAUCAAACUAUAAGGCUGAUAUCUUUGCAAGUAUUGGUGAGGAGCAAUCCAAAAGAUCAUCAUCGGAAUGGGUUAUCGGCGACGACUUGCCGGGAUCACUGAUGCAAAAGGGUUGCCAUGAUCCUGCUGCGUGGGUAGUCCUCAACGAGUUGGAGCCGGCAGACGUACGGAUGCGGAAGUUUGGCCAGAAGAUCAAUCGACUCUUCAAAGCUGAAAUCGAGAAAUAUGACAACACCGUGCCUUGGCAAGAAGGAAAGGCUCAAAGGCGUGCCUUGGUCGAGGAAAUCUCCCAAACCACACGCAUACUUUCCCAAUCCGCAUCCGACGAUCUCGAGGAUGUGUCAGAAGGAUUGAAUGACCUUGCACAAGCCUUGGUUUCUGCUUUGCAAGAGGUGUGUAAGCGAAACAUGGAUAGUGUACACAAACAUGGCUCCACUAGAACGCGGAGGUCGUCGGGUGGAGAAGUUGAGAUCAGCCUCUAUCACUAUCUCAUUCAUAGCCCGCCACCACAGGAGCCUGUGUUUAUUCUCGCCGCUCUGGAAGCAAUCAAGGCGCUGGCACCGGGGACAUUCAAGGGGAAUGAAAUGCGAAACAAACUGCGGGGGAUUGUCGGGCAACUCCUUGCCAAUGGCACUCCAAAACCCUACCGAGAUCGCUUG